AUUCAUUUAGCUUUUCCCUGUAGGAUUCUCAGUUUCACACUCUCGUCAAAACUCCAGGAGACCUUACCUUCCAUCUCCCUCUUUGCCACAUCCAGAAACCCCCAAUUUUCUUGUUUCUUUGACGCAGAGGAUCUUUCCUUCUCUUCAUCUUGCCGCCGAGUGACUGACGCACACUUGCUCGCUCUCGUCUGUUUCGAUUAGCUCAGUCCAGGGUUCCGCUACAGCUUCGCUCUUCUCUUCUCGGAUUCUUUGCGGAUUAUACAGAGACUUUCAGGGUUGAUUGUCUACAUCGUCUAUUACUCACAUUAAAAAUGUUUUUUGACGGAUUUGGAUAUAGCGGAACAUCAUUUGAGCAAAGCUAUCGAUGUUACCCGGCAUCUUUUAUUGAAAAGCCACAAAUUGAAAGUGGUGAUAAAAUCAUAAUGCCACCGUCAGCCCUUGAUCGUCUCGCAUCUCUGCACAUCGAUUAUCCAAUGUUGUUUGAACUUCGGAAUGCUGCUACUGAGCGGGUUUCUCAUUGUGGUGUUCUGGAGUUCAUUGCAGAAGAAGGCAUGAUCUAUAUGCCGUAUUGGAUGAUGGAGAACCUGCUUUUACAAGAAGGAGAUAUUGUGAGAGUGAAAAAUGUGACUCUUCCAAAGGGAACCUAUGUUAAAUUACAACCCCACACAAAGGACUUCUUGGAUAUCUCUAAUCCAAAAGCUAUCUUGGAGACAACUCUGAGGAAUUAUUCUUGCUUAACUACUGGAGACAGCAUAAUGGUGGCUUACAACAACAAAAAGUAUUACAUAGAUAUUGUAGAGACAAAGCCUUCCCAUGCAAUUAGUAUCAUUGAGACAGACUGUGAGGUGGAUUUUGCACCUCCUCUGGAUUACAAAGAACCUGAAAAGCCUGUUCCAUCUGUUCCUUCCAGCAAGGCACCAGCCCAAGUUGAAGAGGAUCCAGCACCGGCUGAACCAAAAUUCAACCCUUUUACUGGAGUUGGGAGACGGCUGGAUGGGAAACCUCUAAGUUAUCAGCCCCCAUCAGUUUCUUCCUUCCUUGCCAAAGACAAGCAACCCGACGCUGUGGCUCGUGGGAAUAAGCAGCUGUCUGCUGGAUCUGGUUCACAAACCACUAGUCACCAAACUUCAGGAAAGCUUGUGUUUGGUUCAAAUGUUAGCCAUCCUCGAACAGAUAAACAGAAGCAAGCUGGAAAAGAGACCAAACAAGAGCAGCAGCCGGAAAAGAAAGAAGAGCCAAAGUUCCAGCCUUUUUCCGGCAAAAAAUACUCAUUGAAGGGUUGAGGUAGAAAAGCAAUGGCUUUUAACUUUUCUACUUUUGCCAGUCAUCCACGGAGCGAAGGAGACUGCAGACUUAUUAUCGUUUAAUCCAGGAUGUUAUAUCAUCAGAAAAUGGAACUGUAGAUUCUUAUUUCGUAAUUAAGAGGGGAAGAAAAGGUUAACAACUUAAAUUUCAUGUUUGUCCAGAUUUAAAUUCAGAAGAAAAAAAUGAAAACACGUUUUUUUUUUCCUAUAUGACAACUCAUGUUCAUUUAUAAACACCAUUGAAGCU
Messenger RNA from Carica papaya (papaya), 1551 nucleotides. RefSeq names its product ubiquitin fusion degradation 1 (gene UFD1). Gene Ontology annotation, cellular component: VCP-NPL4-UFD1 AAA ATPase complex. NCBI's taxonomy places the organism in Eukaryota, Viridiplantae, Streptophyta, Magnoliopsida, Brassicales, Caricaceae. The record is from RefSeq and is a predicted model, not a curated record. Gene Ontology annotation, biological process: ubiquitin-dependent protein catabolic process; ERAD pathway. Gene Ontology annotation, molecular function: polyubiquitin modification-dependent protein binding.